UCAAUUUUUCAAAUAGACCCCACGACUCAACCCUUCAUCUCUGCUUGGCCGUCUCAGAACCUCAGCUACCAAAAACUUAAAAAUGCCUUCCACGUUUCCACAGCUUAAUAUCUAUCGCUACUAAGCGAAAACACAAGGUUUUUCAAAUGGGUGCGUAGGUUAAGCAGGGAUACACACCCCUGGCAGCGCAGGUUAGCAUAUACUCCAAAACAAAAUUUUACACUUUCUCUUUGUGAUGCUUGGUGUACUGUGUGCUCGUCCCAAGCCUUGGAUCCUUACCUCGCUUUCUUACCAUUCAUUCUUUCACGGCUCGGCGGCUCAUCACCACCAGAACCCCAGGCGCUUCCAUAACGGCGGCGUGUCGUUCAAUCGGCGCCGCCACCACUCGACGGCGUGUCGUCUAGAAGGCCCGUUCGUCGGAGGCGGCGCGGCGUCGAUAUGGCACGCGAUCACGCCGUCGUCGACUCGCUCGAGUCGCCGGAGCGGCGGCGGAGGAGGAGACAUCAGCCUCAGGCUGAGGAGGAAGUCGAUGCUCCGGUGUGAGAGGAGAGGGGAGGGGUCUUGGAACGUCGCGUGGGAUGCACGCCCCGCGCGGUGGCUCCACAGGCCUGACUCGGCCUGGCUCCUCUUCGGCGUCUGCGCUUGCCUCAACGCGCCGCCGCUCCUCGAUUCGGUGGCGGCUGAGGAGAACGCCGAGGCGGAAGAGAGAAUCGACGGCUGCGAUAAUAACAAGAAGGAAAUGAUCGACGGUUCCGCUUUGGUUGAAUCGAACACGAACAACACUGUCAACAAUGAUUACAGAGUCACAGGGGUUUUGGCGGAUGGGCGAUGCCUAUUUAGAGCGAUAGCACAUGGGGCUUGCUUGAGAAGUGGGGUAGAAGCUCCAGACGAUAAUCGUCAGAGAGAACUUGCUGAUGAAUUAAGAGCUCAAGUGGUGGAUGAGCUUUCAAGGAGGCGAGAGGAAACUGAAUGGUUCAUCGAAGGAGAUUUUGAUGCUUAUGUGACAAGAAUUCAGCAACCUUAUGUUUGGGGUGGAGAGCCUGAGUUGCUGAUGGCUUCUCAUGUUUUGAAGACACCAAUAUCAGUCUUCAUGAUAAAUAGAACAUCGGGUGCUUUGGUAAACAUAGCGAAAUAUGGUGAAGAGUAUCGAAAGGAUGAAGAGAGUCCCAUAAAUGUGCUGUUUCAUGGGUAUGGUCACUAUGACCUGUUGGAGUAUAUCUCAGAAGAAAGUUGCCAGAAAUAAAUGUGUAGAAGUUGGCUAUAAAUUCUUCAUGCCUGAAUCAAAUAAGUCUAAACAACAAUAGGAAGAGUGUACUUUUUCCACAGAGCAAAUGCUUCGGCUGAUCAAGAUACUGCCUCAAGUUCAAUGGUUUGCUGCAAUUAUCUCAAUUUAAGCACUAGGGUUGUUCAAAUUUUGUAGGUUCUACAACUACUUUUUUUUUUCUUGUGAUUUCAAAUUUCAAUAUACACAUCAAAAUCGAUGAAAUAAAAUUGGGGCAUGCAGGUGGAUUUAUGGUUGUUUUA
Messenger RNA from Quercus robur (English oak), 1524 nucleotides. RefSeq lists its product as uncharacterized. The transcript has 5 exons. Gene Ontology annotation, molecular function: cysteine-type deubiquitinase activity. Gene Ontology annotation, cellular component: nucleus; cytosol. Gene Ontology annotation, biological process: protein deubiquitination; endoplasmic reticulum unfolded protein response. Lineage: Eukaryota; Viridiplantae; Streptophyta; Magnoliopsida; Fagales; Fagaceae. The record is from RefSeq and is a predicted model, not a curated record. The coding region runs from base 236 to 1243 and encodes 335 amino acids.